AUGUUUCACAUCCUCGCCAACCACAAACCACUAACGUCUGCGAUGACAGCCACGGAAGAGUUUCUCUACCCACAGGGUGACAGUCACCGCUUUUGUCUCCGUCAUGCUGCAUGUAGGGUCAACGACACCUUUGACCCGGAGUCUUGCGAGUCGUGUUCUCUGUUUGUUCUCCAGUAUUCUGAUGACAUUACUAUUAGGCUCAGUUCAAUAGCUUCAGCGCAUGUUACUGUCCUUCUCUUCCCUUCACAUGUUACUGUCCUCUUCCCUUCACCACAUGUUACUGUUCUUCUCUUCCCUUCACCACAUGUUACUGUUCUACUCUUCCCUUCACCACAUGUUACUGUCCUUCUCUUCCCUUCACCACAUGUUACUGUUCUUCUCUUCCCUUCACCACAUGUUACUGUCCUUCUCUUCCCUUCACAUGUUACUGUCCUCUUCCCUUCACAACAUGUUACUGUCCUCUUCCCUUCACCACAUGUUACUGUUCUUCUCUUCCCUUCACCACAUGUUACUGUUCUUCUCUUCCCUUCACCACAUGUUACUGUUCUUCUCUUCCCUUCACCACAUGUUACUGUCCUUCUCUUCCCUUCACCACAUGUUACUGUUCUUCUCUUCCCUUCACCACAUGUUACUGUUCUUCUCUUCCCUUCACCACAUGUUACUGUCCUUCUCUUCCCUUCACCACAUGUUACUGUUCUUCUCUUCCCUUCACCACAUGUUACUGUCCUUCUCUUCCCUUCACCACGUUACUGCCCUCUUCCCUUCACCACAUGUUACUGUCCUUCUCUUCCCUUCACCACAUGUUACUGUCCUUCUCUUCCCUUCACCACAUGUUACUGUUCUACUCUUCCCUUCACCACAUGUUACUGUCCUUCUCUUCCCUUCACCACAUGUUACUGUCCUUCUCUUCCCUUCACCACAUGUUACUGUUCUUCUCUUCCCUUCACCACAUGUUACUGUUCUUCUCUUCCCUUCACCACAUGUUACUGUUCUUCUCUUCCCUUCACCACAUGUUACUGUCCUUCUCUUCCCUUCAUCACAUGUUACUGUUCUUCUCUUCCCUUCACCACAUGUUACUGUUCUUCUCUUCCCUUCACCACAUGUUACUGUUCUUCUCUUCCCUUCACCACAUGUUACUGUCCUUCUCUUCCCUUCACCACAUGUUACUGUCCUUCUCUUCCCUUCACCACAUGUUACUGUCCUUCUCUUCCCUUCACCACAUGUUACUGUUCUUCUCUUCCCUUCACCACAUGUUACUGUAAUCUUUUCCCUUCAACUGUUAAUACUUCUGAAGUAACAGUUUAAGCGCUGGUUAAAGAGCUCCACAUGCUGGUCUGGUUAUAAUACAACUGAACACAGUAACCACUUGCCAACAUGAAUGAACAGGAAUCCUAGUGGUAGAGUAGGAAUUAAAAUAUGUGAAUACAAAUAGGGAAACAGUACCAAUAUUCAAUGACAUGGCAACAACUGAAUAUUUAAAAUAUUCUGCUGUGGAAGUUGUAAUUGAAGAUGCAGAUCAUCAAUGGAAGAAAUAUUACUUGCUGUUUUUCCAUUUAAGAAACAAUACUACUAAACUGUACUAUCUAACUUUUAAGUACUAAAACUGUACUAUUGAACUUUUUACUACUUCAGCACUUAAUUUCUCUUUUAGACCCCUUAAACAUUUUUGUAUAUUUUGUGAAUUUAAUGACUAAAAUUUGUAUAUUGUGUCAAUAAAUUGUAAACAAUAAAAGUAUUCUUGUU
Molecule: messenger RNA, 1743 nt
Organism: Procambarus clarkii (red swamp crayfish)
Lineage: Eukaryota; Metazoa; Arthropoda; Malacostraca; Decapoda; Cambaridae
Source: RefSeq, a predicted model, not a curated record